Molecule: messenger RNA, 2103 nt
Organism: Scatophagus argus
Lineage: Eukaryota; Metazoa; Chordata; Actinopteri; Scatophagidae
Product: glutaryl-CoA dehydrogenase, mitochondrial-like
Exons: 12
Coding region: 392-1714 (440 amino acids)
Biological process (GO): fatty acid beta-oxidation using acyl-CoA dehydrogenase; fatty-acyl-CoA biosynthetic process
Cellular component (GO): mitochondrial inner membrane
Molecular function (GO): fatty-acyl-CoA binding; flavin adenine dinucleotide binding; glutaryl-CoA dehydrogenase activity
Source: RefSeq, a predicted model, not a curated record
CCACGAACGCCAUUUUGAGUGUGGAAAUGAGUUACAUAUGUAAUUGUCACACCUAUUAGUUAAACAGUAGGCAGAUACUCUUCACGGUACAGGAGGCAGCACCAGGCAUCAGCAGCGGGAAACAUCCCUUCAUUUGUAUUUAAUUUAUUUAUCUUUCUGUCCCUAAAGGCAGUCCUAAGGUGGUUGCGUAACUGCCAUGCGUUGCACAACUAUAGCUCGAACAUUGCUGCCUUGCCUCAUCUGUCAUGGAGGAAAUGAGCUCCCACUGUCAACGUUACGUAUGGCUGUGACGCUGCAACCGGAGAAAUAUUAUUUAAGCGACUUUUGACUCUCAACCCUCCACUGAAAAGUCAUCGGAUCAUCAGACCAGCUCAGAUUUGAAAGUACACACAUGGCUCUUAGAGGUGCUGUCACCCGUGUGCUGUCAAACACCCAAAAAUGUGUUGCGGUCACAGUGUCCAGAGCCCAGGGUACAGCUGCUGCAAAUCCCAAGGAUGUUGACGAAAUCAAAAAGCCAGCCAAGGCAUCCAAGGUGUCAUUCAGCUGGUGCGAUGCCCUGAAUCUGGAGGGUCAGCUGACAGAAGAGGAGAUCAUGAUCCGGGACUCCUUCCGCGACUACUGCCAGGACAAACUCAUGCCUCGAAUCCUCAUGGCUAACAGGCAUGAACAUUUCCACCGUGAAAUUGUCUCAGAGAUGGGAGAGUUGGGUGUCUUAGGUCCAACUAUUAAAGGGUACGGCUGUGCAGGCACUAGUUAUGUUGCAUACGGCUUGAUUGCCAGAGAGGUUGAGAGAGUGGACAGCGGGUAUCGGUCAGUCAUGAGUGUGCAGUCUUCACUGGUCAUGCACCCCAUCAACGCUUACGGCACCGAGGCCCAGAAGGAGAAGUACCUCCCCCGGCUUGCUCGAGGAGAAAUCCUGGGCUGCUUUGGCCUGACAGAGCCCAACCAUGGCAGUGAUCCCAGCAGUAUGGAGACCAAGGCCAAAUACAACCCAUCCAGUGGCACCUUCACCAUCAGUGGAGCCAAGACCUGGAUCACAAAUUCCCCUGUGGCGGACAUUGCAGUGGUGUGGGCCAAGUGUGAGGAUGGCAGAGUGCGGGGCUUUAUCUUGGAGCGUGGAAUGAAGGGUUUUUCUACCCCUAAGAUUGAGGGCAAGUUCUCCCUGAGGGCAUCUGCCACCGGCAUGAUCCUGAUGGAUGAAGUGGAAGUUCCUGAGGAAAAUCUGUUGCCCAACGUCUCUGGUCUAGCUGGUCCCUUUGGCUGUCUGAACAAUGCCCGGUAUGGAAUUGCAUGGGGAGCUCUGGGAGCUGCUGAAUUCUGCUUCCAUGCUGCCCGUCAGUACACUCUGGACAGGAUCCAGUUUGGGGUGCCACUGGCCAGGAACCAGCUGAUGCAAAAGAAAAUGGCUGACAUGCUGACUGAAAUCACACUUGGGCUACAGUCAUGUCUGGCCCUGGGAAGACUUAUUGAUAAGAAGAAAGCAGCACCAGAGAUGAUCUCAAUGCUGAAGAGGAAUAGCUGUGGCAAAGCUUUGGAUAUUGCCAGACAGGCCAGAGACAUGCUGGGAGGAAAUGGCAUCGCUGAUGAGUACCACAUUAUCCGUCACGUCAUGAACCUGGAGGCCGUCAACACAUAUGAAGGAACUCACGAUAUUCAUGCCUUGAUCCUUGGCAGAGCCAUCACAGGACUGCAGUCUUUCACUGUUGGAAAGUAAAGGCUCUCGGUCACCUUCUUGAAAUGCACUUGAUGUGGACUUUUACUGUACCACCUUUUCAUCUGAUCUCUGAGAAACACAAGCCUUUCCCUGGUGGGAUAAAUUACAAAUACCUCAUUACAUUUACAGUCUUUGAAACUGCAAGUUGUUAUCUUUGGUGAAUGCAAGGUCAACCUCACAAAACAAUGGGUCCAACUGCCAUGACAUUUUUACAGUUAAAAUGCCUGAAAAUAUACCUCAGGUACUGAUAAGGCAGGUGCAUGUGGAAUUUUGAGUUGCUUUAUUUCAUAAUAGAGUAUGUAAAUAACCAGUUUUGAAUAAGUGCAAAGUUAUAAAUGUAGCUGAGAUUUUAUGUGCCCAAUUCACAUUAAAUUAUCUUUAAAUUUAAA